This is a messenger RNA of Aspergillus oryzae RIB40, 405 nucleotides long. RefSeq lists its product as uncharacterized. Bases 1 to 405 code for a protein of 134 amino acids. Lineage: Eukaryota; Fungi; Ascomycota; Eurotiomycetes; Eurotiales; Aspergillaceae. The transcript has a single exon. The record is from RefSeq and is a predicted model, not a curated record.
AUGUCGUCCCCUUCCCGCUCCCCACUUGUUUCGAACUCCACCCGCAUUGAUACUCCUCAUGCAAGCAACGACACCUUUGACUGUUAUCGUGAUAGUGAGGAUGUAGAGCUUAAGGCUGGCUUGAAAGAAUCCAAAUUGUCUGUGAAAGAGCCUGUCGGCGAUGAAGGGAAUGAGCUGGGCUUAUUGAGUGGUUCCACCCGGUUGGAGGAUUUACCUGCAUGGAGACGUGGACUGGCUGCGACCUCUUCUUUCACUGCGCCCAAGAACACAGAAUCUGAUGAUGAUGAACUGCCAUUGCUCGCUAACUCGAGUCAUUCCCCGAACUAUUCUCCGAGACAGUGUAGGAGACCUAAGCUGCCCCGUUGCGUGUUGUUCCCUCUCCUAGGAUUCUUCAUCAUGCUGUAA